Messenger RNA from Pneumocystis jirovecii RU7, 2175 nucleotides. RefSeq lists its product as uncharacterized. The transcript has 8 exons. The coding region runs from base 1 to 2175 and encodes 724 amino acids. The record is from RefSeq and is a predicted model, not a curated record. Gene Ontology annotation, biological process: tRNA methylation. Gene Ontology annotation, cellular component: nucleus; cytoplasm. Gene Ontology annotation, molecular function: tRNA binding; tRNA (cytidine-N5)-methyltransferase activity. Lineage: Eukaryota; Fungi; Ascomycota; Pneumocystomycetes; Pneumocystales; Pneumocystaceae.
AUGGAAGAUUAUUAUAAAAAGCAGGGUAUUCUUGAAGAUGAUGAGUGGGAUGUGUUUAUGGAUUGUAUUAAAACAAGUUUACCAACUACAUUCAGGAUUUCUGGAUCUAAAAAGCAUUCUUUUAUUGUUAAACGUCAUUUUGAAAAUGAAUAUUUCCCUCUUUUUUCUGGUCUUAAACAUGAAGAUAAAGAAAUUGCUCACCCAAUUCCAAUUUCUUGGUAUCCAGAUCAACUUGGAUAUUCUCUUGAUGUCCCAAAAGCAGUUAUUCGGAAAAAUAAAGCUUUUAAGAGUUUUCAGGAUUGGUUAUUCUAUGAAACAGAAUCUGGCAAUAUAUCUCGUCAGGAAGCUGUAUCUAUGAUUCCUGCACUUCUUCUUGAUGUAAAAUCACAUCAUAGUGUUAUAGAUUUAUGUGCUUCUCCAGGAUCGAAAACUGCACAGCUUCUUGAGGCUAUUCAUGCCAAUAUUAACGAUGGUGAUGAGUCAUUGAAUUCUAAUGUUUCUCAAAUAUAUCCUAGAGGGUUCUUGAUCGCUAAUGAUGUUGAUUUCAAGAGGGCAUAUAUGCUUGUUCAUCAGGUUAAGCGUUUUAACUCUCCUUGUAUGAUUGUUACGAAUCAUGACGCAUCUAAAUUGCCAAAUUUUUUUGUAGAUGAAGGGAUUGAUACAUUAUCUGAGCCCUCUAAAACGUCAAAAAAACGAAUUCUAAAGUUUGAUCGUGUACUUGCAGAUGUUCCUUGUACUGGAGAUGGGACUAUUCGUAAAAAUCUUAAUUUGUGGAAAGAUUGGGAUGUAAGGCAAGCUUUUGGGUUGCAUUUGUCACAAGUAAACAUACUGAUUCGAGGUUUACAGUUACUAAAGGUUCAUGGGAAACUGGUAUAUUCGACAUGCUCGUUAAAUCCUAUAGAAAAUGAGGCAGUUGUAUCUUCUGUUUUGAGAACAUAUGGCAAUUCUAUAAGACUAGUUGAUGUUUCAGAUCAAUUACCUGAACUUAAACGAAGAAAAGGUAUUUGUGUAUGGAAAGUAAUAGAUAAUAAUGGUGAAAUUAUUGAAUUUGAUGAACGCAUCUCCAUGAAUAAUAAAAAAAUGCCGAGAUCGUUAUGGCCUCCAAGUGAGGAAGAGGUAGAGAAAUUUUCUCUUGAAAGAUGUUUGAGAAUAUAUCCUCAUCUUCAAAAUACUGGAGGGUUUUUUGUAGCAGUAUUUGAAAAGAUUGGAAAACUCAAUGAUUCAGGUGGUAAUAAUUCUGAAGAAAACUUAAAUAAACAAAAAAGAGAGUCAAAUGAUUUGGAAAUGAAUAUUGUACAGGAGGCGUCUGUUCCACUUAAAAAAAUUAAGACAGAGACUAGUUUCAUUGAUGAAAGAAUACAUUCAGAAAGCAUUUUAGAAAAUAUAAUUUCACAUAAUGAUAAUUUAUUUAAUCCUUUGAAUCCUACUGAGGAGAUGCAAGAAAAAGAUUCAAAAUUUCAGAAAAUUAGUGAGUAUUUUAAGUUUCUUCCGGAAAAUCAUGAAGAAAUAAAGCACAUUAAGUCAUUUUAUAAUAUUUCUGAUUCAUUUCCUUCUUCUGAAUACGUUAUACGUAAUGUUAAUGGGGUUCCUACGCGUUUUAUAUAUUUUUUAUCAAAAAAAAUAAAGAAUAUUUUAUAUCAUAAUGAAAAUAGAAUAAAAUUUGUCCAUGGUGGCGUAAAGAUGUUUACUAAACAUGAGCUUCCUAAAAAUGUUUCAGCUGAAAACAAUUGUAGGUGGAGAAUUCAAAACGAGGGUAUCGAAAUUUUGUUUCCUUGGAUAGGACCUGAAAGAGUUGUACAUGUAGGAUUUAAAGAACUAAAGAUCUUUUUAGAUUAUGGUUAUCCAAAGAUAGACAUGUUUCCUGAAGGAGAGGCAAGAACGUCAUUGGAAAAAAUGUCUUUAGGAUGUGCAAUAAUGGAAGCAAAUCUCGAAAAUGAUGACAAUGUUAAAAUGAAAUUUAAAGUAGUUGUUCCAAUAUGGAAAAGUAAUGUUAGUGCUAAUUUAAUGCUUUCAAAAAAAGAUAGAAAUGUUUUAAUGUUGCGCUUAUUUGGUUCUUUAUAUCGUCCUAAAGAUGAUUUUAAAGAUGAUCCAAAAGAUGAUUCAAAAGAUGACCCAAAAGAUAAUUCUAAAGAUGAUGAUUCAUCUAUUUUUGUCUCUGAUAAUAUAGAUAUUUAA